Molecule: messenger RNA, 1164 nt
Organism: Protopolystoma xenopodis
Lineage: Eukaryota; Metazoa; Platyhelminthes; Monogenea; Polystomatidea; Polystomatidae
Source: the annotation of a GenBank genome assembly
AUGGCCUCGCCUCUCGAUAGUUCAAUUGCAGUUUACACUGAAUUUAGUACAGAUUCGUGGGUACCAUGGCGACGUAACGACUGUAUUGCACUGGCACCGGUGGCAGUGGAGUUGUCGAUUGAGCCGAACUGUCUUCGUAAGUACACCCGACGGGGUUACACCCACAUCGAAAAUGAAAUGCUACGAGAUUGUCCCCGUUGCUUGUUGCCGACUGACGUGAUGUCGGCUUGCUGGUGUGCGUGUACAAUCACGUGUGCCGCCGGGGCGUCGCGUAACCGCAAGAUGGUCUAUUUGGGGCUUAUUUUUCCCACCCUCUUUGUCCUCACUUCGAGGCUCCUCGACGGCUGCUGCUUCGGGCUGAUCAUCGCGGCCUGCUUCUCUGUGUUCAUCGCUCGAGCACUUCGAGAAGCAUCAAUUUCUCCCAAUUUAUUACAGCCCCAUCAUUUACAGCAGCCGCCUGACAUUUGCAGCCCAUUUGAUGCCCUUUUUCUGCCUCCUCUUCCUAGUCCCCUUUUAAUGCCUGGUCCACGGGCAUUCUCUUUUUUUCUGGCUCUCGCGCCCUAUCGAUCCACCCAGUCAUCCCCUAUUGACCCUGCCGGUCGGCGGUGCGCACGACAGGCCGCAGGCACCUUGCAGCGAGAGUUGCAUUUAUCUGGCGCGCCCGAGCCUCCGAUCCUGCAGAAACGUGACAUACGUGCCAGUGUGCCGAGUGUCUGUUGGCUUGUAUGCCAGCCUGCCCGCCGUAGGCCAGCCUGCCUAUCUGGCUGCUGUUGUGACUGCCGCCGGCAGAAUUUGCCACCGCCUGUCUCGGCUGAUUGGGCACAAAUCGAUUUCUCCCGCCGUUUGUCUGGCCUUCCGGUUCAAGUUAAGACCGCCUGCUGGCUCGGCCGUUCAACUGGGCCUAUGAGCCCAUCAUCUCGGUCCAGUUCGGUGGGACUUGAUUUAGAGCACCUCUCAUCCGAUCGGUCAAGCGCCAGACAUAAUUUUUUCAGCUGCCGCAUCGAGCCACAGAGAGGCUGGAAAUAUCCCGUCAUCCGUCUUGCUGUGCGGAUUGAUGAAUGCAUAAGAUGCACAAUCAAUUCAAGGAUAGGACCAUGCGUCAGCAUCUCACGUAGGCCUGCUGGUGCAGACGCAAUGGGUGGGAUCGGGGCUCGCUCUCAAUAA